AUGGAUUUCAGGAAGGAUUCUUGCGAGUUCGGGAGGAGGGUAGGAGUGGUGGCAGCGGAAAGAACUCUCGACGACGCGGGCGGGCCUGGUAUGCUGCUGCUGGACCUGGGCGUCCGGACUGCGGUCAAGUCUUGCUGGCUGCUUUUGCGCGACCUCAGCCCGGGGGUAGAUGCCGACUUGGGCGCGAUGGUGGGCUUCGAGGGUUGUCUCGAGGGCGAGGUAUCGCGGGAGUUGUAUGGUGAUGGCGUUAAGGAUGUGGUGGCCGAGGAUUCCCUGGAGUGCGGCUGGGGUUCGGCGGUGGUGGUAAUAGUGUUUGAGGGAGGAGCGACGGACGUCCCUGCGUGUUCUAACCGUGACUGGCUUGCGUCAGAGGACCCGUUCGUAGUGCUGGAUGUCUUUUCCAUGGUCGAGGAUUUUCAAGUGAGACAGCAAAGGGAAUGGAACCUCGUCUAG
Messenger RNA from Colletotrichum spaethianum, 453 nucleotides. RefSeq lists its product as uncharacterized. The transcript has a single exon. NCBI's taxonomy places the organism in Eukaryota, Fungi, Ascomycota, Sordariomycetes, Glomerellales, Glomerellaceae. The record is from RefSeq and is a predicted model, not a curated record. The coding region runs from base 1 to 453 and encodes 150 amino acids.